Brassica rapa (field mustard) is the source of this 8298-nucleotide messenger RNA. Its product is annotated as putative U-box domain-containing protein 50. The record is from RefSeq and is a predicted model, not a curated record. Gene Ontology annotation, biological process: protein phosphorylation; protein ubiquitination. NCBI's taxonomy places the organism in Eukaryota, Viridiplantae, Streptophyta, Magnoliopsida, Brassicales, Brassicaceae. Gene Ontology annotation, molecular function: ubiquitin-protein transferase activity; ATP binding; protein kinase activity.
AUAAUUAUAUAUUAGUUAACCAUAGAAGUAUAAAUGUCUAUUUAUCUUUUAAUGAAAUCUUUUUUUUUGUCAUUUUGACCCUUGAAUGCUAUAUUUGUAACAAAAAAAUUAUAGAUCAUCCUAAAAAACUUCUCAAAAAAGUAUUUGUAAUGAGCUAAUCAAAAGCCACAAACAUAUUUUAAUUUUUACUUUAAUAGUAUAUGCUGAUUUGUUUUAGUGGUACACACCAAAAGCACAAAGUUUCAUUAAUUAUUUACUUUAUUUAGUAUAUACAAAUCUUGUAUGUUCUGACAAACGUUUUGACAUAACUUUAUUUUAAUUUAUUUUGAUAUCAAUUUUACAAUACAUUUAGAGUAGACAUCAAAGUAACUCUUAAGAUAAUUUUUAGUUUUAUUUUUACUGAAUUUUAAUUUUUAUUUAUAAAUAUGAUUUCUUUAUUUUUUUAACAAAUUAAACACAAUGUAUUCAUUUAGUUAGUUAAACGUUUUGUGUUGUUUGUCUGAAAAUAUCAUAUGAAGUACACUCUAAGAGAAUGCUAAAAUUUACUUAAAUCGUAUAGAUUUUCUUGCGCUACACCUAACUGCUGUCUUAUAUAUUUUAAUUUGUUGCAAAUGUGUUAUGUAUGUUUUUUAUUAUCUGUUCCUCUUUUCUACAACAUUAACUUAAUAAGUUAUUUUUUUCUUAAGUGUUCUUGCAUGUAAAUGUUAAUUACUUUAUCAAUAUUGAGAUUUGAGAGUAUAUUAUAUAUAUUAAAGUGUAUUAUAUUUGGUUAUAAAAGAAGAAUAUAUAGUGCAACAAACAUAGUUAAGGAGAGGAAGAUAUCUCUAGAUUCGAUAUUUUUUAAUGAUGUUGAUUGAUUAUUAAUAUCCAUUUAGUUAUCAUGUAGGGUUGUCUAGUAUUUGUUUGGGCAGUUAAUUUUUUUUAAUCAUCUUGUUUUGUUAUUUUAUAGUAUGUUCUAUUUUAAGGAAAAUUAAUGAAAACCUGAUGUUUUGGUUUUCUUUUAGCCAGCGAAGUGGAGAUCGAAGGAGGGAGGAGCAUCGUAUACGUCGGCUAUGGUUUAAUAAAUUAAUAAUUAAAGUAUUUUUUUUGCAAAAGAAUAUGACAUAUUUGAAAACAUAUGAUUGGCUGAUUUUUUUUGAUGAUGUGGAUAGCUUCUCCUUUCAAGUUAUUCUCCUUUUUAGUAUAAUAUAGAUUUGCAACUCUUAUUAUUAUUGCUAGUAGAUUAGUUUUAUAAUUGACCUUCUUUCUUCAAUAAUGUCAUUACCAGCUUUUUAUCCUCUCAUCCACUUGCCCUUCAUGCGUUUGCAAAAUGCCGGUUUUACGUUCACCUUUUUCAUCUGACCCGGAUCUGGUUUAACCUGGCUAUUUGCAGUUCGACCUAUUCGAGUAUGCUUACUCUGUUUAUGUACAAAAUCUUAUACAGCUAAAGUAGAAUACAGCACAACGUGAAGCUAAAACAAUGUGAAUACAGUGGAACGUGAAAACUAGAGCAAUGUGAAUACAGUGCAGCGUAAAAACUAAAACAAUGUGAAUACGGUACACCGACUAUAGGUUAAAUUGUUUUUGUUUAUAACAAUUAUGUUAAUGUAAAAAAAAAAGGCUUAUGAUGUGGUGGAUGAGACAAACUUCCAGAUGGUAGGGGCGGGUUCCCUUUGUAAGAAAACGAAGGAACAUAAUUUUUUUUUUAUUGUGCCCAGCAAUUAAGGCACGUGAUUAAGGCCUACUGUCGUACUAUUGUUUAGAGCAUCUCCUAUCCUAUAACUUUUACUUUAUUCAACCUUUUACCUUGACAUGUAUAAUUGCAAUGUAUAUCGCCAACUAAGCCUAGUCGUGUAGUGUCAAAUACAAACUUAAUAUAUACUCUUUCCAAGAGAAAAUAUAGGAAUAAUUGUUUUGGAAAUUUAUGUGAAACAAUCAUCUUACCUGAUCAUGGGACCAAAUAUUGAAGUUUAAAACACUACGUAAUUAAAAUUGAUCAAAAAAAACAUUAUGUAAUUAAACAAAACUGAACCAUUAAGUGGAACUAAAUGCAUGUUUAACCCUACUUUAUUUUCCCUUCUAAAAUAGAGUUUAAAAUAAAAAAUACUCUAAUGAUAUUAUAUUUUUUAUUCUAUAAUAGUGUAAACAUAUUUUCUACUCUAUAUAUAGAUUAAUUUUAUUUAUUUUAUGUUCAACAUUUUAUUUUUUACUCUAAAAUAGAGUAUCAUUGGAGCAAUAUCCAACUCUAUUAUAGAGUUACUCUAUAUUAGAAGAAAAAAUAGAGUAAACCAUUGGAUAUGGUCUAAGAGCAUCUCUAACACACCUCUAUUUCUACCUCUAUAAUAGCAUUUAGAGGCAAAACCACUCCAACCCAUCUCUAUUUUUGCCUCUAAAAUAGAGAUUGUUAUUUUCUCCUCUAUUUAUAGAGAAAGAAAUAGCAUUCCUCUAUAUUUUGCUCUAUAUGUAGAGAUCUCUAUUUUAGAAAAAUACAUUGGAGUAAAACCCUCUAUAAUAGAAGAAAAAAUAGAGAAAUACAUUGGAGAUGGUCUAAGGGCAUCUCCAAUCCUACUAUAUUUUUCACUCUAAAAUAGAGUUUAGAGUAAAAAUAUCUCAAUUGUACUAUAUUUCUCACUCUAUAAUUGAAUAAAAAAUAGGUUUACUCUAAAUAUAUAGAUUUGUUUUUUUUGGUUCAUCACUCUAUUUUUUACUCUAAAAUAUAAUAUUAUUGGAGCAAAUUCAAAUUCGAUUAUAGAAUUAGUCUAUUUAGAGUAAAAAAAUUAGAAUAAGCCAUUAGAGAUGGUGUAAGUGUAACAAAAAGAAUAAGAACGAAUUUAAUAAAUCUGACAGUCUUGGCUUAUGGUGGUUCACUGGUUCUGUUCUGAAGCUUUUAAUAUAACGCGAUGAUUGUAAAAUUCAUUAAAAAUUAAAUGUGUAACUCGGUUUUAAGAUUAAGUGUCUGACUGUAAAGUAUUGAAAAGUAAAAGUUAAUGGUGAAAAAAAUAUAACGCUGGUUCCUAUCAUUUGACAACCAGUCAAGUGAAAAAAUAAGAAAAGAAAAUUGAUAAAAUUUACUCUCAUUAUCGCUCCAUGUGGCGUAAGAUUGUCAUCCUCCCUAUCCAAGAGUAAUCCUCUUUUUUUUUUUCGUCUAAGUAGAUUUUUAAUUGAAAAACGACCGAAGCCCAGUGAAAGCUUACAGACACCCGAAAGUCCACAUCGAAAGCCCAUAAAAAGAAACCAUACAAAUUAGGCCCAAGUCCAUAACCCAAACACCUCAUUCCCGACAACAAGCGAUUCGCCCUAGCUCAGGGCCCAAACCCGCAACGUCGCCACCACCGGGAGCACCUACGUCGGAGAGGACGCGUCUCACCGGCAUUACAGGAACCUGCAUCACUGUGACCGACCUAAUCCAUGACCUCCACACCCUCUUAACCGCAGCCGUGAGUUACUCGUGUGUUAUCUUUAUCGGAUAGAUCAAUCGCCGUAGCGAGAUCACAUCCGCCACCGUUCGAGCAAACACCCGAGGAACAUCACCGCCGCACAGACCAUCACCAACUUGCAUAAGACACCUCUCUCUUCCAACCACGAGAGAUCGCCCUCGGAGCUCAACCGACAAACUCAAGAAAAAAUGAAAAGACAAACCCUAAAACCAAAUCUAAAAUAAAAAAACAAGAGCCGACGAGGUAAGGUAAAGAGAUCCUUCACCCCUCGGAGCACGAGCCGGCGACGCAGAGCUGGGUAAGCCUCCACCUCCCGAGGACUUUGCCGACGACGCAGAGCUGAGGAAGCCUCCAUCCUCCCGGAAUCUUAAACGGCGACGACGGAUCUAUCAUAGCCUCCGCCUCCCGAAGCAAAAACUAACCUCAAACGAAAACCUGUAGCGACUAACCGCCGUCCUACAACUUCACUACGAAUCCAGAACAGGAAGAUUUGCCGCCGAUUGAAGCUCUCCAUCAGCAGAACUCUUCCCGGAACAAACCCUAACCCAGAUUCGGAAAUAUAUCGGAAGGGCCACCGGAUCGAAGCACACAGAGUAGAACUAGACUGGAUCGACAAGGGGAAGAGCCACCGGCGCCGGCACGCGCUCGGACGCGCAGCCGGACGCCGGCCUUCUCUCACACGCAUUUUCUCUCUUUCUCUCUCUUUCUCUCUCUGAUAUAGUAUUGGUUACUUAUUUGAGAGUAAUCCUCUUUAUCUCUUAUAUUAGGUCUUUAUUAUUAUUCAUUUACUUUAUUUUACUCUCAUUUAUUCUCAUUUACUCUAAUUUAUUACCAAUCAUAUUUUCUUUUUUUUACUCUCAUUUACUCUAAUUCUCACCUUUUCUUUUUCUCUCAAUUACUCCAUUUUUAUUUACUCUCAAUUACUCUAAUUCUUACCAAUCACACUUCCAAUAACUUGGGCUAAGUGUAACAGUUGCUUUUGUUCUUUGACCGAACAGGCACGUGCGCGGCAUGUUUUGAUUCAUUAUUUUUCUUGUCGAGGAUUUCGGCCACGCACGUGCAUCCCCGUCCUCGUCUCUAAUUACUCUCUCUAACCUUUUGUUUUUUUUGUCUUAAUCUCUAUUUUGUCUUAGUCUCAUAAUCUCUAUUUCCUGUGAAUAAAUCACUAUGUUGUGUUGUUAAUAUCGAAUUUUACGAUCCAUGCUUGAUUUUGGUAUAUGACUAUGAAUUAAUUAUUAUGACAUGAUAUCAGAACCAAUAUUAUUGUGUCUGAGAACACAAAAAAAUAUUUAGAAUACUCUGGUAAACACACAUGCAAAUGGUAUAAACUUCAAACAAUGCUACACGCCUACAGUUCGUGGCUGCAUCGUAACAAACCACUUGGGGGUGACAGUGCUAGCACACUGCACACCUCAAACAAUGCUUUACAUUAAACUACAAUACAAUACGAAUGAUUUUCAGAAACGAGUUAACUUAACAGUGAGAAAACAGGAGAACAUAUACUUAAGAAAGAAAAAACAACUAAACAAUCACACACAAUUUCACAAAGAAUACGUGGAGUGUGAUUGAUUAGUCAAACAUUACAGCCAUGCGAUUAAAGAAAACGCGACACUGCAAGCUGUAAAUAGCUGUAUAAAAUUAAAGUUACCCCAGUAAAUUAAAAUAUUCACCGGUUUAUUAUUAUUCUAACGAAUAUGACAUGUUCUUUUUAACAAAAAGAACACCAUGACAUUGUCAUGAUUACGCAUUCAUCUGAUAAAGUAUCUAUGAUUAACAAGUCUAAAUGUUAUUGUGUCAGAAAUAUACAUUUGCUAAUAUAUAUGUGUAAGGAAUUUGUUGUUAUACCGUCAGUUAUAUUUCUUCCACAUAUUUUAUAAAAUGCACAUGUUUAAGAUGUGUGAUGUAUAUUCUAUAUUUAUUCUUCACUGACCUACUUACAAAACCUAAUACAGAUUUUACAAUCUCAAAGGAUGUUUAUGAACUUUAGGCUACGAAUGGGGACUCAGUUAAAUCAAAAGGAGCUCUAAUGGGCUUCAAAAGUCAUAACGAGUUGAAGACUGAACCUGGUGGGCCUUUUCAAAGCUUCUGUGCUCAGGACAAGACUCUUACCUGACAUAUAUCAUACACACAAAUUAUGAAUCUUUAAUCUAGCUGAUGCUUUGGUCACCACGAUGUUACAUGGUAGCACGUCAUGUUGUGUGUAUUUGUUUUUUGAAAUUUUCAGGCUGUUUCCAAUAGUCAACUUAACAAAAAUACGAAAAGUCAAAAAUCUUUCUCUCUCAAGAUACAAUUACAUAAAAAAAACCAGAUCGAAACUCUGUCUUCGAAAACCAUUCAUCAGAUACAAAACACUCGCAAGAAAAACAAAAACAAAAACAAAACCAAAAAAAGGAUGGAAGAAGUUCAGAAUCAGGUAUUGGAAGAAGAAGCAAAAGGAUCAACGACGGUGGAGAAAGUGUACAUAGCCGUAGGAAACGAUUUACAAGAAGGAUUCAAGACGAUCGACUGGGCUUUAAAGAAAUGGAACAACAUACCAAUCUCCAUCGUUCUUCUCCACCUCUGCAGCAUUUCUAAAGAUUUCGUCUACACCCCUUUUGGGAAGCUUCCAGCGAGUUCUGUGAGCGAGGAGAAGCUUCAAGUACUGAGAAAGUACGAGGACCAAAAGAUCAACAAGUUGUUGUCUAAAUACGUUACUUUUUGUAAAAAGUUACAGGUGAAAGCAGAGUUACACAAGGUGGAGAAGGAAGAUGAUUCAAUCCAAGUACUAAUCUUAGAUCUGAUCACAAAGCUCCGAAUUACAAAACUCGUCAUGGGAAUCACUUUCAUGAGAUCUUCUUCAUCUUGGAAAUCGAAGAGUGCGAUAAGCGGAUCGUUCCACAUAUAUCAGAAUAAACCGGAUUUUUGCGAGUUUUAUAUAAUAUGUGGAGGCAAAAUGGUUUUGCUAAAGAGAGAGAACGAUGCCAACAAUAAUAUUAGAAGCUGGAUUGGUAAAAUGUUCCAUGAUCCGGGGAGAAACUUAGACCGUUCAUCUAACGGCAGUGAUGAUCCAGCGGCUAGUGGAAGUCCAUGGGAUAAGAACUUGCAGGAGAUGGAGAUUUAUUUCCAGCAACUGUUGAGUUUGAAUCUUGAAGAAGACGAUGAAGACAAUGUCCAAGAAGAAGAGGAUGAAGAUGGUGGUGCGGAGGUGGCACUAGACGUGCUGCAACAUUUGAAUGUAGGAGAGAAGUUAGAGUAUGUGAGAAGAAAGGUGAAUGAAGCUAAGCUGGUGAUAGAUGAGAACAUGAGAGAAGUCAAAGUCAACGCUGAGAGAUCAGACAAAGCUGAAUGGGCUAUCUCUUUAUGCAACUGCAGAAUUGAAGAGCUUGAAGCUGGGAUCAAAGAAGAAACCGAGAGACGAGAGAAACUCCAAGAGACGCUAGAUUCAGACAGAGAAUGCAUUGAACAAACAAAGAACGACGUCGAAAAAGGAAAAGCAAAGCUAGUUUCUCUUGGUGAGCUUCGAGAAGAGCUCUCAAGCAAGGUUGAGACAAUGAGGGAUGCUAAACUACAAGCAGAAGCUGAGCUGGAGAGGGUUGCUUUAGAGAAAGGUGAGAUGAUAAUGGAGAUCGAGAAGCUUAAGAACCAAAGAGAUGUGUUCAACCGUAGGAUUGAGUUUUGCAAAGAGAAAGAGGCUACAGGGUUUGCUUCAGAUGAAGUGAAGUGUGGGUAUAGAGAGUACGUUGCAGAGGAUAUAAGACUGGCCACAGAGAGUUACUCUGAUCGCUUGAGGUUAAAAUCUGGCGGCAACUGGACGAACGUGUACCGAGGGAGGAUCAAACACACAACCAUGGCUGUGAAAGUGAUCGGCGACCGUUUAUCGGAUGAGGAGUUUGCAGCAAAGGUGAAGCUUAUGAAUGAGAUUAGACAUCCUAACUUGGUAGCAAUAGCUGGAUUCUCUCCAGAGAGGCCUAAGUGCAUACUCUUCGAGUAUAUGCAUAGUGGUAACUUGAGGGACAAUCUAUUCACAUCGCAGAGGAAAUCAAGAAGAAGCAAGAUACUUAAAUGGCACGAUAGGAUCCGUAUAGCUCACCAGGUUUGCUCUGGACUGGGGUUCUUACAUUCCGUUAAGCCGAAACCGAUAGUCCACGGUCGCCUCACGCCGUCCAAGAUCCUCUUGGACCGUAACCUUGUAGCUAAAAUAACAGGUUUUGGACUUGCAAUGCAUAGUGACCAGUCUGAUACAAAGCCUGAUGUGAUGGCUUUCGGAGUAUUGCUACUUCAUCUUUUAACCGGGAGAAACUGGCCCGGUUUGCUUAAGGCGAUGUCGAUGAACCAGGCGAGUAUUCUCAGGGAUUUGGACCAGACAGCUGGUAAGUGGCCGUUGGAGUUAGCUAAGGAGUUCGGUGCACUUGCGGUGAAGUGCUCUUCGGUUAACAGAGGAGGGAACAUGGAGUUUUCGACGAAAGAGAUCAUGGAGGAGCUUGGUAAGAUAAUGGAGAAAGCUAAUGAGUUUAGAACCAAAGGAGGAUACGAGGAAGCAACUAACUCAAAGAACGAUGAAGCAGAUCCGAAUGAUAUACCGAGUGUUUUCAUAUGUCCUAUACUUCAGGAAGUGAUGAAGAAUCCACAUAUUGCAGCAGAUGGGUUCUCGUAUGAGCUUGAGGCAAUAGAGGAGUGGCUAAGCAUGGGACAUGACACAUCUCCUAUGACGAAUCUGAGACUGGAUUAUCAAGUUCUGACACCGAACCAUACUCUUCGUGCUCUCAUUCAAGAUUGGCAUAGCAAAAAAGCAGCACAAGCUUCCUCCUGAGUUUCUACUUUUGUAUACACACAACACAACAACAACUAAAAAAAAAAGUUUCUAAUUUUGUAAUUUAAUUAAUUGAUAUUAUCAAAACACAAA